This is a messenger RNA of Rotaria socialis, 1389 nucleotides long. Lineage: Eukaryota; Metazoa; Rotifera; Eurotatoria; Philodinida; Philodinidae. The record is from the annotation of a GenBank genome assembly.
AUGGCUCACGCAAUCGUUCGAAAUUCGAAUCCAUUUUGGAUUGAUGAAAAACAUGACUUUAUUCAAUCGUUUCUAAAUCAUCCACGUAUAGUUCAUGCUGAAUUAUCUACUAAUAAUGAUGAAUACGAUAUUGUUGUUAUUGGUACUGGUUUAUCGGGCGCCGGCUGUGUUUAUUGGUUACGUAAACUUUAUCCAGUUGAACGCUUUCCACGUAUACUUUUACUUGAGAAAAAUGCUCGACCUUGUUCUGGUGCAUCGGGUCGUAAUGGUGGGUUUCUUUGGCCUAGUUAUGAUUAUUUAGCUGGCUAUGCUGAAGAUUUUGGUUAUGAAAAUGGUUGUCAAUGGAUUGAGUUUCAACAUGAAAAUAUUCGAUCUAUAGCACAAGCUGUAGAAGAAAAUAAAAUCGAUUGUGAUAUAAAUAUAACUCGUGGAAAUGUUGCUUUAGCUCGUAAUACAGAAGAAUUAAAAAAUAUAGUCAAGUCUUAUGAAUUAAUGAAAGACUACUUAGAAACACAUUCUAAAACUAAGAUGUCGUUAGAUAAUCUUGAAUUGUGGGAUCAUGAAAAAUGUCAAGAAAUGUUACAUUCCAAUAAAUUUAUUGGUGGACUUUUCAUGCGUGAAUCCGGUACAGUUUGGGUUGCAAAAUUAGUUUAUGGUUUACUUAAAUACUGCCUUGAUCAACCUGGUGUUGAAUUAAUUACACAAGGUAAAGUAAUUCGUAUUGAAGAUUCAAAAAAUAUCAUUCUUGAAAAUGGCCGAGUAAUUGUUGCACGCCAAGCCAUUGUUCAUGCAACAAAUGCUUAUGCUGUUGAAUAUUUGGAUUUUGUACGAGAUAAAAUUAUUCCAACACGUGGCCAGUGUUGUCGUUCGAAGCCUAUGGAAACAAUUUUUUGGCCAUUUGGUUUAUCGGCACAUGACGGAAGAGAAUAUUACCAUCAGUCACCUAAAGAUGGUCGUAUUGUAUUUGGUGGUUGCCGUUGGAGAAGUCCUGAUACUGAACAUAAUAAUCAAAAUGAUGCCGAAAUAAACCAUUUGAUUGGAGAAGAACACGAGAAAUUCUUUUCUCUAUGGCAUCCAGGCAUUGCAGAAAAAAGUCUUACUGUUGAAAUUGAUCAAGAAUGGACAGGUAUUAUGGGAUUUACUGUUGAUCAUCUACCAUUAAUUGGACCGUUACCAAAGGAUAAUAAACAAUUUCUCUUGGGUGGUUAUAAUGGUAAUGGAAUGCCCAAUGGAUUUCUAUGUGCGAAAGCAAUCGCUCGUAUGAUUGCAAACGACGAUCCGUGUAGAGAAGGAGAAGAAAACAAUACAGUCACUUUUCUAAAAAUGUUCUUACCUGAACGAUUUGAUAAUCCAAAUAUAGUACAAACAUCACAGAAAAAUCGUCAUUGA